AUGGCGAAGAAGAAGAAGGAGGACGAGGAGGUCCAGGACUUCGCCACCAUGUUCUCGUGGCUGCUCGGCAUGUCCCUGCUGGGCGGCGCCGGCGCCACCGUGCUGGGUCUGUCGCUGGUGCCCGCGUUGGGCCGGCACGGCCGCCUGCCCCCGGCGCUGCAGGCGUUGGCCAGGAACCCGCGCUCCCUCUGGCUCGCGGCGGGGGCUGCGCUGGCUCCCGCGCUCGGCUCCGUGGCGGGGCUGCUGCUGACCUACCUGGGAGUGCCCCUGCUGCAGCCGAGGGGCUGGGUCCCGCCCGAGAAGCGGUCGCGGUCGUGCGCCAAGGUGCGCUUCUCCGCCAAGGUGGCGGGCGGCUCCACCCACGACUAUAAUGUCGAUGGCAAGACCGACUACAAGUUUCCCUCCGGGCUGCACUACACCAUCCCCGCCAGCGAGGAGAUGCUGCAGGUGUCCUGCGGCGCCGCACGCCCUCCGGUGCGCUUUGCGCGCAUGGGCGACGACACGGUGCUGCACGACGGCGCCUACGACCGUGUUCGCCUGACGAGGACGCAGGACGCGGAGCUCAGGGUGAUCUCCGACGUGGCGCUCAAGAAGGACCUGCGCGCGCGGUUCCCGACCCUCGUCCCUCAGCUCGAGCGCUUUGAGCGCGUCUGCACCGAGCUGCUGCAGGCAUUCCCCAUCUGGGCGGCGCUGCACGCCUUCCCCUGGUCGGUGAAGAGGACGCUGCUGUCGGUCCUGCUGCCCUCGGCGUGGUGGCGCUACGCGGGGCGCACCGCCGAGGACGUCUUUGGCGAGCUCUUCGCGGACGCCCCGGAGUCGGAGAGGGAGAACGUGAUCAAGAUGCAGGCGUACUUGUGCGGCCUGUUCUUGGAUUCCGGCUGCGCCCCAGACACCGUGAGUUUCUUCAUGAUCGCGGCGGUGGGCCUCGGUUUCCCGCACGAGGGCGGCGCUUACCCAGAGCACGGCACCGGCGAGAUGGCCGCAGCGCUGGUGCAGGCGAUCGAGGACAACGGCGGCAGCGUCUUCGUGCGCGCCCCCGUGGCCCGCGUCCUGGUGGACGAGAGAAGCGGCAGGGCAGUCGGUGUGGAGACGACGAAGGAUGCAGGUGCUGCCACGCUGAUGGCGAAAUGCUGCGUCGUCUCCGCAUGUGGGUGGCGGAAUACCGCGCGCCUUUGCAAAGGGACGGCGUUCCCAAGCCCGGACGAGCUCAAGCUAGGCCAGGGCGACGGAUUCAUCAUGGCCAACAUCGGAAUCAAGGGCUGCGCUGCCGAUCUGAAGUUGGAGUGCACGAACAUGGAGCUGCUGCCAGCAGGGCAGGGCUUAUCGAUCUUCGAGGGCGUGCGAAGGUACAUGAACGACCCGCUCGGUGUUCCCGCAAAGGAGAUUCCAAUGAUGAUCACCUUCCCCAGCGUGAAGGAUCGCACCCACAAGUCGAGGCCCCAGAAGGAGGAGGGCAGGGAGACCGCGCAGCUCCUCUGCCUGGCCAGGAAGGAGUGGUUCGGCCCGCUGGAGGAGCCCGAGGUGGGCACCGUGGCCACGCCUGCCUGGCGGGAGCCCGCCCGCACCCCGGAGUACAGGGAGCUGAAGAGGAGGUGGAUCGAGCGCCUGCGGUCGGCGCUGCUGUCCAUCUACCCACAGCUCGAGGGCCGGAUCGAGCUCUUCGACUUGUCCACCCCGCAGACCAUCGAGCACUACUUGCCCACUGGCAGCGGGUCCGCCAUCGGCCUGGACACCGCCGGAGGACCGGGCUGCCGCUUCACGGACUACAGCGUCAUGCGGCUGCUGGACAUGCGGACGCCGGUGCCGGGGCUGUGGAUCACGGGCCAGGACACGCUCAUGUGCGGCGUGCCCAUCGCCCAGGCGUCCGGGCUGCUGACGGCCAUCCGCAUCGUCGGGCCCCUGCGGGCGUCGUGGUUCAUGGCGAGGUCGGCGUGGCUGCUGGCCGCAAGCCUGGGGCACAAGGCCCGCAGUGCCAAGGCC
Messenger RNA from Prorocentrum cordatum, 1980 nucleotides. The record is from the annotation of a GenBank genome assembly. Lineage: Eukaryota; Dinophyceae; Prorocentrales; Prorocentraceae.